Molecule: messenger RNA, 1554 nt
Organism: Sphenostylis stenocarpa
Lineage: Eukaryota; Viridiplantae; Streptophyta; Magnoliopsida; Fabales; Fabaceae
Source: the annotation of a GenBank genome assembly
AUGGGUUCGAUCAGAAGGGCCGCCGAAGCCUGGUUCGUCAAGAUCGCGUGCACCAUUUUCGUUCGCUCUUCGUCGCUGGACCCAUUCCUGGGCUAUUUCAGUAAGCACCUAACCCCGUCGCUCGUUUACGAGGUCGUGAAUAAGUUGCACCACAAUUGGGGUUUCAAGUUCGUCGAAUUCAGUAGACACAAGUUGCACAUGAAUCACACUUAUUUGACUUAUAAUCUGCUCCUGAGGUCACUCUGUCAAUCGAAUCUUCACAGUGCGGCGAAAGUGGUGUAUGAUUGGAUGAGGUGUGACGGGCAGACUCCUGAUAAUUGGCUGUUAGGGUUUUUGGUUUCUUCAUAUGCCGCUAUUGGUAGGUUGGAUGUUUCGAAGGAAUUGCUUGCGGAUGUGCAGUGCAAUAGUAAUGUUGGAGUCAAUGCUGUUGUGUAUGAUGACUUGUUCAAUGUCCUGAUUAGGCAGAAUAAGGUAGUUGAUGCUGUUUUUCUGUUUAGGGAGUUUGUUAGGUUGCGGUAUAAACCGGUGACCUACACAGUCAAUAUUUUAAUGCGAGGGUUGUGCAGGGUCGGGGAAAUUAGCGAGGCUUUUAAGCUUCUUGAGGAUUUAAGGAGUUUUGGUUGUUCGCCGGAUGUAAUUACGUAUAAUACUCUCAUUCAUGGUUUGUGUCGGAUUAGUGAGGUGGAUAGAGCUAGAAGUUUGCUAACGGAAGUUUAUUUGAAUGGGGAGUUUGCCCCUGAUGUUGUUAGCUACACUACGAUAGUAUUGGGUUAUUGCAAGUUGAGUAUGAUGAAGAAGGGGAUUUUGGUUUUUGCUGAAAUGAUUAGAUCCGGAACUUUGCCUAAUACGUUUACGUUUAAUGCUCUUAUUGAUGGAUUUGGGAAGUUGGGUGACAUGGCUUCUGCAGUAGCCAUGUAUGAGAAAAUGCAUUAUCAUGGUUGUCCUCCUGAUGUUGCUACUUUCACUUCUCUAAUCAAUGGUUAUUUUCGAGUUGGGCAGGCGCAUCAAGCAAUGAAUAUGUGGCAUAAAAUGAAUGACAAAAAUAUUUGUGCGAGUUUAUAUACAUACUCUGUACUUAUCAGUGGUCUUUGCAAUAAUAACAGACUACACGAAGCUCGUGACAUUUUGGGACUGUUGAAUGAGAGUGACAUUGUUCCACAACCAUUUAUUUAUAAUCCUGUUAUUGACGGGUAUUGCAAAUCCGGCAAUGUUGACGAGGCUAAUAAAAUUGUAGCAGAAAUGGAGAAGAAUAGGUGCAAGCCUGAUAAGUUGACAUAUACCAUUCUUAUUAUUGGGCAUUGUAUGAAAGGGAGAAUGCCUGAAGCAAUUAGUAUCUUUGAUAAGAUGUUGGUUGUGGGUUGUGCCCCGGAUGAAAUUACUGUAAAUAAUUUAAGAUCUUGUCUUUUGAAGGUUGGAAUGCCUAGUGAAGCUGCUCGUGUUAAAGAGGUUCUUGUUCAGAAUCUGCCCUCCGGUACUUCGUCAUUAAAGAAAUCUUAUCAUCAAAGCACACAUGCAGAUGUUCCUGUUGAUUUGCUAUUGCAGACCAGUGGUUAG